Molecule: messenger RNA, 1001 nt
Organism: Cavia porcellus (domestic guinea pig)
Lineage: Eukaryota; Metazoa; Chordata; Mammalia; Rodentia; Caviidae
Gene: Prdx4
Product: peroxiredoxin 4
Exons: 8
Coding region: 81-893 (270 amino acids)
Biological process (GO): cellular response to stress; response to oxidative stress; hydrogen peroxide catabolic process
Cellular component (GO): cytosol; endoplasmic reticulum
Molecular function (GO): thioredoxin peroxidase activity
Source: RefSeq, a predicted model, not a curated record
CCUGGCUCGCGCGGGUGUAGUGCCAGAGGCGGGAGAAAACAGGCGCCCUGUGAGAGACGUGCGUGUGCGCUCGCGUGGUCAUGGAGGCGCCACCACGGCCAGAAGCAGUGAUGACUCCGGUCCUGGGCUGGAGCCGAAAACUGCUGCCACUGCUGGUCUUCCUGCUGCACGUUGGGGCUCUGCGGGGCUUGGAGACAGAAGAGAGGCCACGGACCCGCGAAGAGGAGUGCCACUUCUACGCGGGUGGACAAGUGUACCCGGGGGAGGUGUCCCGGGUAUCCGUGGCAGACCACUCCCUGCACCUAAGCAAAGCCAAGAUUUCCAAGCCAGCACCUUACUGGGAAGGAACAGCUGUAAUAAAUGGAGAAUUCAAGGAGCUGAAAUUAACUGAUUAUCGUGGGAAAUACUUGGUUUUUUUCUUCUACCCACUUGAUUUCACAUUUGUGUGUCCAACUGAAAUUAUCGCCUUUGGUGAUAGAAUCGAAGAAUUCAGAGCCAUAAAUACUGAAGUGGUAGCAUGCUCUGUGGAUUCACAGUUCACCCAUUUGGCUUGGAUUAAUACCCCUCGGAGACAGGGAGGACUGGGGUCGAUAAAGAUCCCACUUCUUUCAGACCUGAACCAUCAGAUCUCCAAGGACUAUGGUGUAUAUCUGGAGGACGCAGGCCACACCCUGAGAGGCCUCUUCAUCAUUGAUGACAAAGGAAUCCUGAGGCAGAUUACUCUGAAUGACCUUCCUGUGGGCAGAUCAGUGGACGAGACCCUACGUUUGGUUCAGGCGUUCCAGUACACCGACAAACAUGGAGAAGUCUGCCCUGCUGGCUGGAAACCUGGUAGUGAAACGAUCAAACCCGAAGAUGCCAUGAAAGCCUGGUGGCCAAGAGAAGAGCUAUAAUUCCAGAUCCAGCUGGAAAACUGAAGUAUUUUGACAAGCAAAACUGAAAAAUACUUCAGCAAGUUACAAGGCUUUAGGGUCCUCAAUAAAAGAAGUCACUGCAUUGUG